Molecule: messenger RNA, 2297 nt
Organism: Trichobilharzia regenti
Lineage: Eukaryota; Metazoa; Platyhelminthes; Trematoda; Strigeidida; Schistosomatidae
Source: the annotation of a GenBank genome assembly
GGAUAAACAACAAGUACCUCGGUGAAUAUGCUUCUAUAUAUAAAGGGGACCCAGUUGUAAAUUUUUGAUUGGUUAAGAAUUGUCCAAUUGUGAACUGAAUUUUUCAGAUUCAUCACGUGACUAACCGAUCAAUAAAUUAUUUCAUACUAUUGUCUAUAUAUGAACACCAACAGUUUAGUUGAAAUAAUUGGAGAGAAGAACAGAUAAAGUGCAUUGACCCUAACUUUAUGGUGAAUAAUUACGCAUACACAUUUGAAACAUCAUUGAAGUAUGAAUUAUCGGUUGCUUUUGAAAGAGAUUCAUGAUUUAAUUUCUGUUUGUGAUGAAGAAUUCAGUGGACAAGUGAAAUUAUAUAUUCCAGAUGAAACACAGCCUUAUAUGAUUUACUUUACUGUCACUCCAAAUAAAGGAUUAUAUGAACAUGCAUCAUUUGAAUUCUCUAUAACUGUUACUCCAACCUAUCCAAACGAAUCACCUUCAGUGAAAUGUUAUACACCAAUAAUUCAUCCUAAUAUUGACUACCUAUGUUCAACGGAUAAUGUGUGCGUCAAUUUGUUGAGCUCAUGGGAGAGAUGUUAUAGGAUUAAAGAUGUUAUACAUGCAAUAAUAUUUUUAUUCUAUGAGCCGAAUCGAGAUGACUGUCUAAAUCCGAGUGGUAUUGUGGAUGGUCAUUAUUUCCCUCCGAAUAAGUCAUGGUGUGAAUGGCAGAAGAAUUCAGAAAUAACAGAGGAGGUAAAUACGUUAAAAGUACAAAACGAAAUAGGCGAAUCCUACUCACCAACAAGUUGGCAAACAAGUUACAAUUCAUCACAAUACUGUAAAGAGAUUUACGCUCGUUGUGAAUCCAGUUUAUCUAAUUGCUCAUCGUUGAGUAGUGAAUAUCAAAUAUUUACUCAAAAUGUAUCCUUAUUAUUUCUUGAAAUUACAAUUGAAAAAAUAAGCUCAGUAAGUGAAGAGGAAAUACAGACAUUCAAAGGAUGUAAUGCUUCACGUUAUUAUUAUGUUGAAUUUUAUUCAUGUGACCAUUCUAACUUUGAGGUUACAGCAAUAAACCGAAGCUGGAUUCCAUCAUUCCCUUUGAGUGAAGAUGGUAAAUUAAACUUGAUGCAAAAAUCAUCACAGUUUAAUCCACGUAUAGUCAGAGAUAAAGAAAGUGAUUUCCAAUACUCUUCUGAAUCAAUACCCACUGGUUCUGUGUAUGAUAGUGAUAAUUUUGAGGGUGAAAGUGAUUGUUCAUCACUCAAAAGAAGGAUGAUUUUUAGUAAGACUGAAUGUUUCGAUGAAGUGGACAAAGAAUGUCUUCCUGAAACAAAUGAAGUCUUUGAUGUAAUGGGAAGCAUGUCAUUCUCAGACUUUGAAGUUUUAGAUGAAUACAACACUUUUGAUUACUUUAAAAGCGAUUUAUUCUUCAAACCGAAUAGAUAUUAUGUUGACCAGUCAAUGAUAUUGUUUAAGAGAAUUGAGAAACCCUGGUGGUGGAUAUUUUUUCAAACACGUUGGGCUCCAUUCAUUGCACCUGGACGAUUCUACUAUGUUGAAGGAAGUAAAGAAGCAGAAGAUGCGACAUAUAACAGAAUAGGAACUUGUUCACAUUUACGAGUAGAGUUAAAUCGAUUGUCGACGAAGUAUAAAAAUUGUGACAAUCUUUUCCUUGUCGAUUCAUUGGCUUUGUCACCAUUCUCACCCAUACUGAAUAGAAUCACGCGGAUUCCUCCAUCAGAUAUUCCACAUAGGUGUUUCAAAUUCUGUUGGAGAAGUAUUGAAUGGCUGUCUCUAACAUGGGCGUGGUUCCCACCACCAAAUACGAAAGAGUCAGAACACCUGAUUCUUCCUGGAGCUGGUCUGCUUACAACAAUGUGUUGGAUCUCGAACUGGAUCGCUUAUGCUUCACGUGUUGAGUUAUAUCAUUCGUGUCUGGGAUAUUCGAGACGUUUGUCCGUCCUUCCUAUGGAGAGUAUGGCCACCUGUUGUUUAUCACCAGCCAGUCUAGUUUGUGGACACUGUCCACUGCUGGAUGGUUGGCCGUUGUGGUUGUUAACACACGCUAGUCGGUUGAUGUGUUCAUGGAUGCUCUCCAUUUGUGUCUCACUGUCUGACUAUUUAUCUCAGAAAUCGUGUAGUCUGCAUUUUGUAUUUGAUGAUUCAGAUGAGAUAUGAAGAUGUUGUUGAAUUUUUUUUAUUAUUUACAUGCACACAUGUUGAUGUACCAUAAUCGAAAUCAUCAUUGCCCUCCUAACCGAGUUAAUUUUUGAAUAUAUUUUAUACUUUGCACAGAAUAUAAAUAAAUUGUUGAUUGA